Tilletiopsis washingtonensis is the source of this 1392-nucleotide messenger RNA. RefSeq names its product FAD/NAD(P)-binding domain-containing protein. The record is from RefSeq and is a predicted model, not a curated record. NCBI's taxonomy places the organism in Eukaryota, Fungi, Basidiomycota, Exobasidiomycetes, Entylomatales. The coding region runs from base 1 to 1392 and encodes 463 amino acids. The transcript is spliced from 5 exons. Gene Ontology annotation, molecular function: monooxygenase activity; FAD binding.
AUGUCGCGCCCGCUCAACAUCCUCAUCCUCGGCGGCGGCAUCGCCGGCCUGGCGCUCGCUGCGGCGCUGCGGCAGCGCAGCGAGCACCGCGUCGUCGUGCUGGAGCGCGGCUCGCUGCCCGGCGUGCCGGCGGCGCUCAUCGCCAGCGGCCUGCAGCGCGGCCACAGCGACGUGCCCGAUGCGCAGGACUACGGCAUCGCCAUUGCGCCCAACGGCACACGCAUGCUGCACAUCCUCGGCGUCGCCAAUCCCGUGGCUGCGCUCGGAGGCAAGCCGCUGCAGGAGAUCUCGACUCGCUCGGCUGAGAAUGAGGAGUCUGAAAACUCGUCCUACCCGCUGGACCCCUCGGCGCCGGCCUUCUUCUGCCGGCGCUCGGCGAUGGUCCGCACACUCGCUCAGGCGGCCGCUUCGCCAAUGCUGCCUGGCGCAGCAGUGCAGAUCCACAUCAACGUGCCCGUGGCGGAGCUGGACGUCCAGACCGCACGCUACGGCGAGCACUGCGGCGAUCUCAUUGUGCUCGCUGACGGCCUCUCGAAGGCUGGCCGGGCUGCCGUCGUCGAUGCGCAUGGCCUGCCCGCCGAGCUGCGCGACGCCAAUACGGCACAGCUGGCGUACAUGGGCCUCGUACCCGCCAGGGCCCUGGCGCCCUUCUCGCACCUGCACGACGACGGAGUGCCCCGUGGCUGCUUGGCGAACUGGACGUGGGACCCGCCGCACGCAGCGGAAGAGGAGGCAGACGAGGCCGCGGAGAUGGCUCGCCGCGGCCGCGCCCAGCAGCGCCUCAUCCUCUACCCGCUCGGCGACGAUGCGCUGCAGCUCUUCGCCUACCAGCCCGCCACGGCUGCGCUGCUCGAACGCUUCCCACGAGGAGGCGCACAUGGCAGCCGUGCCGGCUUCAUUCGCGACGUUGAUGCAAAGGAAGCCACAGAGGUGUUUGCCGCCUUUGCUCCCGAGGUGCAAGAGCUGCUUCGAUCAUGUCCGACGCUUGACCUGGCGCAGAUUCGCGAUGCACCCUGCCUCGACAAUUGGGCUGCCGGCCGAGCGGUGCUCGUGGGCGAUGCAGCGCACGCGACGCUUCCUCACACCGGCCAGGGCAGCGCACAGGCGCUCGAGGACGCCGAGGCGCUUUCCUACCUCCUGGCGCCACUGCGCGCCGAGCCCAGCAGCGCAAGCACGGAGGCGGCCGCCGUGGCGAGCCUCGACGAGGCCCUCGCUGCCUUCGUCGCCGUGCGUACGCCGCGCGCGCACAUGGUGCAGCGCACCGCACGCAUGCUCAACGGCUGUCUUGCGCCCGGCGAGGCGCAGUACAUGCGCGACUGGGACGAGGUCAGCUACAUGAUGAGCAUGCUGACGUACGCCGGCGUCGAGCAGCAGCUGGCGGCACAGCAGUGA